This is a messenger RNA of Verruconis gallopava, 1696 nucleotides long. RefSeq lists its product as uncharacterized. Gene Ontology annotation, molecular function: mannitol-1-phosphate 5-dehydrogenase activity. Bases 308 to 1465 code for a protein of 385 amino acids. The record is from RefSeq and is a predicted model, not a curated record. Gene Ontology annotation, cellular component: cytosol. The transcript has 3 exons. Gene Ontology annotation, biological process: mannitol catabolic process. Lineage: Eukaryota; Fungi; Ascomycota; Dothideomycetes; Venturiales; Sympoventuriaceae.
GUACGAGGCGCGACGAGCAAAUCCAUCCCACCUUGGGUUUCAUUGCUUGACGCCCACUCCCACCCCCCCCGCAGUCAAAUAAUUCUCGCCUUCACCACCGCUCAACCACUUUUCAAAAUCCCUCAAUUCGCUCGACAAAUCGAUUGGACUCUCUUUCUGCAGCCUAGACAGCUAGAUUCGUCGGUCCUGCACACGUUUCCUGAUAAACAAAACACACACGUUGUGGCCUUUUGACGCUUUUUCUCACCUUCUUCAUCUCCUGCUCUUUUUUCCUCACAUCCCCACUCGAGCUUUCAAUUCAUCAAUCAUGUCUGGCAAGAAGGCUGUUCACUUUGGCGGUGGCAACAUCGGCCGUGGCUUCGUUGCUGAGUUCCUUCACAACUCGGGCUACGAGGUCGUGUUCCUCGACGUGGUUGAUAAGCUCAUCAACGAUCUGCAGUCGAUCGACUCGUACACUGUCACCGAGAUUGGUGAGGACGGCAAGCAGGAGUUCAAGAUUACAAACUUCCGCGCCAUCAACAGCAAGACGAACGAGGAAGAUGCGAUCAAGGAGCUGGAGACGGCCGAUGUCAUCACCUGCGCCGUCGGUCCCAACAUCCUCAAGUUCAUUGCUCCCCUCAUCGCCAAGGCGCUUGAUGGCCGCAAGAAGGACACACCGGCUGCUGUGAUUGCUUGCGAGAACAUGGUCGGCGGUACAGAUGCUCUCAGGGGCUUCAUCGAGCAGAAGAUCUCGGAAGAAACCAAGGCGAACCUGGAUUCGAAGGCACGCUUCGCUAACUCGGCCAUUGACCGCAUUGUGCCACACCAGCCGGAAGGCAACGGCCUGAACGUGCUCAUCGAGAAGUUCUUCGAGUGGUGCGUUGAGUCCAAGCCAUUCGGAUCCGCAGGCCCACCGCCAAUCAAGGGUGUCCACUUCGUCGAAGACCUGAAGCCGUACAUCGAGCGCAAGCUCUUCACCGUCAACACCUCACACGCAACCGCUGCUUACUAUGGCACGGCUAAGGGCAUUCCGACCAUCGACAAGGCCAUGGCCGACAAGGAAAUCCACGACCACGUCCGUGCCGCCCUCAAGAACACCGCAAACCUCAUCAUCAAGGUGCACGGUGUCGAUCCCAAGGAGCAGCAAGACUACGUCGAGGCUAUCAUUAAGCGCAUCUCGAACCCAGCGCUCGAGGACAAGGUCGAACGUGUCGGCCGUGCACCCCUACGCAAGCUUGGUCGUAAGGAGCGCUUCAUCAACCCUGCCAGCCAGCUUGCCGACCUUGGUGAGGAUUACAGCGGUCUGCUCGGCCCCAUUGAGAUGGCGUUCAGGUUCCAGAACAUCCCAGGCGACGACGAGUCUGUGGAGCUGGCCAAGAUCUUGAAGGAGAACAGCGCCGAGGAUGUGGUAAAGAAGGUGUGCGGCCUCGAGAGUGGCAAGCUGUAUGACGAUGUCGUAGCCAUCGUCAAGAAGGUGCAGGGCUAAAUCUAACUCGCCCCCCUGUAGCACAUUAUGCCGCACACACGAUGUGACGGGUGGAUCGUACUGUCACACUCUUAGGCGUAUUUCACGAUCGCAUCAUCCAGAUGCUGCGCAUAGACGGGCAUGGGAAAAUGUAAAAUCUCACAAUUGACUGCGAGGGACGUACAAAGUAGCUUUAUGAUGAAAUGCAGCGUAUAUACGAUAGCGAAUUGGACGUGGAAUCCCUCUCCUUGA